Molecule: messenger RNA, 2570 nt
Organism: Nematostella vectensis (starlet sea anemone)
Lineage: Eukaryota; Metazoa; Cnidaria; Anthozoa; Actiniaria; Edwardsiidae
Product: glycerol kinase-like
Exons: 20
Coding region: 129-1820 (563 amino acids)
Biological process (GO): glycerol-3-phosphate biosynthetic process; glycerol metabolic process; triglyceride metabolic process
Cellular component (GO): mitochondrion
Molecular function (GO): glycerol kinase activity
Source: RefSeq, a predicted model, not a curated record
CAUGCCGUCUGUCAUGCGCGCUCGAAUAAUCUGAUUGGAUAACUGUUUACUAUCCACAAUCAAAUGGCUUUUCUCGCUGUAAAAAAGGUUUCGAAGUCUGCGCCUGAAACGCUGCCUUUUUCUGGCAAAUGCGAUUAAUAAUUAAAAGGCCAGAUCGAUAUUUGCGUCAUGUGAAGCUACGGAUUAUUUUCCGACCCUUGUACAGCGGUGUUUUUUUUCAAUCCCCGGCCGGCGUCAGCAAAACCAAGAUGUCGGAAUUCAAAGACUUUGGACCGCUUGUUGGAGCUAUCGAUCAAGGGACAUCGAGCAGCCGAUUUCUGCUCUUUGCCAGUAACACAGCUGAGCUCCUUGCCUUCCAUCAAGUAGAGUUCCAGAGCAUCUACCCAAAAGAAGGAUGGGUUGAGCAGGACCCAAAAACACUUCUGUCAUCAGUUUACCAGUGUAUGGAGCAAACCCUACAGAGCUGCAAAGAGCUAAAUAUCAACCCUACUGAUAUCAAAGCUGUAGGUAUCACUAAUCAAAGAGAAACAACUGUUGUCUGGGAUAAAGUAACUGGAGAACCACUUCACAAUGCAAUAGUUUGGCUGGACACCAGGACAAAGUCAACAGUGGACAAAAUUGUCUCAAAGAACUCAAAGAGCACCCUUGAAAAUGUCAGAUCAAUUUGUGGACUGCCCGUCAACACCUACUUCAGUGCUGUCAAGUUGCGGUGGUUGAUUGAUAAUAGUGAACCUGUCCGUAAGGCUGUAGAUGAUGGCAGGUGUAUGUUUGGCACAGUUGACUCAUGGCUUCUUUGGAACAUGACAGGAGGGCCUAAUGGAGGCCAACAUAUCACAGACAUCACUAACGCCUCUAGGACAAUGCUCUUGAACCUGAAGACUCAAGAAUGGGACCCCUACCUUUGCAAAUUUUUUGACUUGCCCAUGAGUGUCCUACCAACAAUAAAGAGUUCAUCAGAAAUAUAUGGCAAAUUGUGUGAUGGGCCAUUAAGUGGUACUCCCAUAUCUGGGGUUCUUGGUGACCAGCAAGCAGCGCUUGUGGGACAAAUGUGUUUCCGACGUGGAGAGGCAAAGAACACGUAUGGCACAGGUUGUUUCCUACUGUACAACACCGGCAUCGAGCCUGUGUUGUCGCACAAUGGACUGCUGACGACAGUCGCUUAUAAACUCGGCCCAGACCAGCCGACCUUCUACGCACUUGAGGGCUCUGUUGCCAUCGCUGGUGCAGCUGUUCAGUGGCUAAGGGAUAACAUGAAACUUAUUGAGAACUCAUCAGAGAUAGAAGCCCUUGCGUCGAGCGUGCCCACCUCGGCAGGAGUAUACUUUGUGCCCGCCUUCUCUGGUCUGUAUGCGCCUUAUUGGCAAAUGGACGCUCGCGGGGUAAUCGUAGGUCUGACGCAGUUCACAAACAGGGCGCACAUAGCACGUGCUACGCUAGAGGCUGUUUGCUUCCAGACGAGAGAGCUGUUAGACGCGAUGAAUGAAGACUGUGGUAUACCGCUGGCCAGUUUGCUUGUGGAUGGGGGUAUGACUGUUAAUAGACUCUUGAUGCAGCUACAAGCAGACAUCCUGGGGAUUUCCGUAGAGCGACCAACAAUGCCUGAGACAACAGCUCUCGGAGCCGCCAUGGCCGCGGGAGCAGCUAAAGGGAUUGAGGUCUGGGACCUAAACCCCGAAGACAAGUCACAAAUUAACACAGAAGUAUUUGACCCAGCCAUGGAUACCUCUGAGCGUGAUCGCCACUUUUCCAAGUGGAAAAAAGCCGUACAGCGGACCAUGAAAUGGGAAGUAGAUGAGCCUGCAGACAGCGGUUCGUCAUAAAGAUUCUUUUUUUCUUGCUAAGAGGAGAAAUCAACGUCGAGUAUCCUUGGUCCAGCGAUGUUUAUAUGUGGAGCUGUUAGCAUUUUAUUAUUCGCAAGCGCCGCUAGAUAGUAUUCGAUUUUUAUUAGAUUUUUUAUGAAUUUUUGUUGAAUUCGUCGUAGCACGAUGACCAAAAUUUGAUUUUGCAAUUCUUAUUAGUCAAUGAAACCACCUUAUUCGCUCGAAAUUUUCCUGAUAUGUCUAAAAAAAUACAGGUCUUCAUUGAUUGGUCUACAUUGUUUGAGUACCACUAAAAGAAUCACACCCCUUGGACUUUGGCCGUAAUGAGACGACCACGAUAUGUAAUUACAAAUUAAUUAAAGUGCCUUCACGCGGGUACUCAUGGCAACGAAAUAAGUAUUAGCGCGCAAAGCCUCAUGGGAGUGAGGGCCUCGUAGUUACAGCCAGGCCUUGAUGUAAGACCCCAUGGUCAGUACUUCAUAUAGGGCAAGGGAGCUGCCAGUUCAUGGGGUCUUACAUGAAGUACUAACCUCAUGUAAAUAAGGAUUUUCCGCUCAAAGGAAACUUUGUAGCACAAAAAACAAAAUGCGAUAUAGUUCUGUAAAACACAUGCGUUUUUUAUUUUUAUUUUUAUUUUUUUUGUCAGUAUUGUUGUGGGUUUUUCAAUGAAGCAUUUAUCUUCAUUAAAUUAUGGGUAUUGUAAUUGUGAAACAUCUACAAUUUCAAAAUAAAGUUAACGAGAAAAUAUCA